Messenger RNA from Juglans regia (Persian walnut), 801 nucleotides. RefSeq lists its product as uncharacterized. NCBI's taxonomy places the organism in Eukaryota, Viridiplantae, Streptophyta, Magnoliopsida, Fagales, Juglandaceae. The coding region runs from base 1 to 801 and encodes 266 amino acids. The transcript has a single exon. The record is from RefSeq and is a predicted model, not a curated record.
AUGGCACAUAGUUUGAGAGAGUUUGCUGCGGAUUUUGUUAAACUCGAACGUUUUGAUAGAGCCAAUUUUCGACGCUGGCAAAAGAAGAUGCACUUUCUCCUGGCCAGUCUUAAAGUGGUGUAUGUUCUAACCACUCCUAGGCCGCCUGCAAAUGAGGAUGAGACAAUUGCUCAAAGUCGGGCAAGAAUCAAGUGGGAACAAGACGACUACAUCUGCAAGGGUCACAUCUGCAAUGCAAUGUCUGACACAUUGUUCGACGCGUACCAGAACAAAGCAACAGCCAAGGAUCUGUGGGACGCACUUGAGGCUAAGUAUCUUUUAGAAGAUGCUACAAGUAAGAAAUUUCUGGCUACCAAAUUUUUCAGUUAUAAAAUGGUAGACUCUAGGCCUAUUGUUGAACAACUCAAUGAAAUUAUGCAUAUUCUUGAUCAAUUCACUCAACACAAUAUGAAGAUGGAUGAUUUUAUAUCGGUUUCAUCCAUUAUCAAUAAACUUCCUCCAUCAUGGAAAGACUACAAAAGAAGUCUAAAGCAUAGAAAGGAGGAAAUGUCUCUGGAAGAUCUAAGCCAACAUCUUCGUAUAGAAGAGGAAAUAAGGCUCAGAGAUGGUAAAGAAGAGCGUGACUCUUUGACCUCUAAUAUGCAUAUGGUAGAGGAAGGAAAGACUCACAAAAUUGGACAACUCAAGAAAUCUGGAUAUGAAAACCGGAAGAGAAAGAAUGACUUUGGAAGAAAACAAAGUUACUUCCAAGGCAAGAAUCAGAAGAAACUGAGUGUAAAUUGCUUUCAAUGUGGAAAGUAG